CAGCUCUGCCAACAUGAUAGGACCGCACACCGUGAUCGACACUUGCAUAUGCUAUCUUCGACGCAAGUGCACACCAAUAAUGCAACACUCCAACCGACGCCGCUAUCGGCCGGCCCAUAAUAAAGAGGUCUUGAAGCGGGGGUUGUCGGAAUCAGACGAUCAGAUAAGAUUAAUCUGGUCCACCGUGUCCCAGUUCCAGUCCCACCUAUAAAGCGACCCUGCCGAACUUUCCUUCGGCCCACGCUUGAUUUCCUUGAUUUUCCCCCUUGGACUUUCAAUUGCGUGAUAGAGAAAACUCUGCACAAUGGGGAGAUCCUCUGCUCCCCCUCCUGAGCCUACGGAUGUGGACUACAAGGCUGAAGCUGAGGCAACUAUUAUUCGGGAUGUUGACCUCGGGGAACUGCUUGCGGUUGAUUAUACGCCCGAGCAGGAGAAGAGGGUCGUGCGGAAGCUCGAUUUUGCGUAUGUACCCCUUCAUUGCCAUUCAGUCCCAACUAAUUCGUACAGCCUCAUCCCUGUCAUGGGCCUUGUCUACAUGAUGCAGUACAUGGACAAGGUAGCACUCAGCCAAGCGACCCUGCUGAACCUGCGCGAGGAUCUUGACCUCCAGGGACAAGAAUACUCUUGGACGUCGGCGAUUUUCUACUUUGGAUAUUUUGCAUGGAGUUGGCCUAGCUCAUACCUCAUGGUCCGACUGCCGUUGGCAAAGUAUAUGGGUGUUUCUGUCGCCGUCUGGGGCGGGAUACUCAUGUGCCACGCUGCAACCAAAGGCUUCGACAGUCUCAUGGCCGUACGUUUCUUCCUCGGCGUCGGCGAAGCAGUUAUCGGUCCCGGAUUUGCACUCAGUAUCGGAAUGUUCUAUACUCGUGAAGAGCAGCCCGCACGUCAAGCCGCCUGGUUCGUCGGCAACGGCAUCUCCAACCUCAUCAGCGGCCUGAUCGCCUACGGAAUCGGCAACGUGCACAUCACCUCGAUUACGAACUGGCAGCUGCUCUUCCUGAUCCUCGGCGCGAUCACUACACUCAUGAGCGCGCUCAUCUUCAUCCUUAUACCCGACAAGCCGCAGAAGGCGGUCUUCCUGACCAAGACGGAGCGCGCGAUUGCAUUGCAGCGCACGCUGCGGAAUAAGACGGGUGUUAAUGAUACGGGCAAGUGGAGGUGGGACCAGGCGUGGUUGACCAUGAAGGACCCGCAGACGUGGUUCUUGUUUCUGUAUUCGAUUUCGACCAAUUUGUGUAAUGGGGGGAUUACCAGUUUCUCCGGCCUAAUCAUAAACGGCUUCGGCUACGGCCGCGUCCGCUCCUUGCUAAUGCAAAUGCCCCUCGGCGCCUCCCAACUCGUCUUCCUCGUCCUAACAACCACAGUCGCGACCUUCUUCCGCAACACGCGCGUGGCAAUGAUGAUCCUCAACACGGCCGUCUCGCUCAUCGGGAUGGUGCUCGUGUGGAAGCUCGACGAGUCGCACGCCGAGGCGCGCGUCGCCGGGUUGGCGCUGACAGUCGCCUUUGCGGCGAAUACGCCGCUGUCGCUGUCGCUGAUUAGUUCGAAUGUUGCGGGUUUCACGAAACGGAGUCUCACGAGCGCGUUUAUCUUCAUUGGGUAUUGUGUAGGGAACAUUGCCGGUCCGCAGUUCUUUUAUGAGAGGGAGGAGCCGCAUUAUCAGACCGGAAUGACCGCCUCAAUCGCCGGCCUAGCCUUCGGCGUCUUCUUCCUGAUCCUGCUGUGGCUGUACUACUUCUUCGAGAACAAGCGGCGCGACGCGCAGUAUGGCACCGCCGACCAAUUUACGGAGAGCGAAGAGGUUGCCCAGGGGCUGUCGAAUAAGACGGAUCUCGAGAUUGAGAGUUUUCGGUAUAUUCUUUGAGUGGAUGAGGUUUUUUUGUGGGAGUUGAUGGGGGCUGGCGGGAGGGGGAUCGGGCUUGUGGGUGUUGAGAUGAGCUGGCGAUGCAGAGUAAAUGGGGAGGGGGUUGCUUGGAGGGUUGUGGUGGUGUUGCUGGCUGUGGAAUUGGGAGCUAGUUAGGGGUUGAUAUCCUGGAUGAGAACGUAUGUAUGACUGAAUGAACAAUGCAUGAUAUCCAUGGUCGCC
Aspergillus calidoustus is the source of this 2086-nucleotide messenger RNA. The record is from the annotation of a GenBank genome assembly. NCBI's taxonomy places the organism in Eukaryota, Fungi, Ascomycota, Eurotiomycetes, Eurotiales, Aspergillaceae.